AUGUCGCUCGCCGAGGAGCCAGGACCCCUCCCGGUACCGGCACGCUACCGCGGGAGGGCUGGUUUCCUCCCCGGUGAGGGCGGCAGGAAGCGCCGCCUCCCUCGCCCGGUCCUGCCGCUGCCCGGCCAUCACCGUGGCCCCCGGCUCAACAGUUGCCCCCGGGGCCGCUCCCCGGCGGAGCGUCCCGCAGCCCCGGCAGCCGCGGCCGGGCCCCCGCGCUGCCGCACCGGGGCAGCCCCGGACAUGGAGGUGGCGGCGGCCGCGCUGCCCCCGGGGAGGGCUCUUCCGCCACCGCCCGGCACCCCGCCGGCCGGCACCCGCAGCCGAACCGACCCGGGACGUCGCCGGUCCCCCCAGCCCGCACACCCCCCCCGCGACGCCCCACCGCCGCCCCCGGGGGUGUCCCGGGACCGUUUCCAUGGAGAUCCCGUCCGGACGGCCGGAGGGGGGGUCGGGCCACCCGCUCCCCUCCGCUUGCCCCCGUGUGCCGUGGGUGCGGGGCGGCGCGGGCCCGGGGUGCCCGGGCAGCGGGGGCCGGGGUCCAGCGCGGGGCGGCGCGGGGCGGUGGGUACGCACCUGGGGCCGAGCCGCCGCGCGGACUGCGGGUCCCGGCGUGCCGCGCGCCCCGGCCCGCGCGGGGGGGCCGGUCCGGAGAGGGAACGGGCGGGCGCGGGGAGGGAACGAAGGAGGGAGCGCGGGGAGGGAGGGAGGGGGCUCCGCGCCCGGCGCGGCCCCGGGAGGGGCGGGGGUCGGGAGGCCGCCGCGCCCGGGGUUCGGCACGGCACGGAGCGGAGUGGCUCGGCACGGGGAGAGCUCAACGCACACACGCCCCGCAAACACACACGCCCGCCCGACCCCGCGCCGGGGCACCGGCUCCCGCACCGGGGAGCGACGCUCGCUCCGCACCGGGGGGAGGAGAAGGAUGGAGGAGGAGGCGGCAGCGGGGGCGGGCGCUCGCUCCACGCCCGGGCAGCGCCGGGCGCCCGACAGCGGGCAGAGCCGGACGGGCAGCGCGCGGCGAGCGCGGCGCACGCAGCCCCGUUGCCCGCAGUCCCGAUGUCCCCAGCCCUAGAGUCCUCAGCCCCGGUCCCCGACGCCCCGCUGCCCCCCGCCCCGUUGCCCUCCGCCCCGUACCCCCCGCCCGGUGCCCACCGCCGGGCGCGGCCGUGGGAGGGUGGGUGUCUCCGGGCGCAGCGAGGCCGGCCGGUUGAGAGAACGCGGACCCGCCUGCCCAGCCCAGGUGGGCGUGUGGCCCCCACCCCUGCGACGCUGCCGCUGGGUGACCCCCCGGGCCCGCUCCCCCCUCCGGCUCGUUAUCCCGCGGGGCGCGCAGCGCUGCGGGGCGGGGGUCGAGGCGCCUCCCCCGCGCCAUGCGGGACAUCGAGCGGCACGGCACGGUGCGGCGGCCGCAAGUUUGUCACCGGUCCCCGCCCGCGGCACUGGGGCCCGCAGGCCCGGAGGCCGCCGCACCCUCGCCCUGGCCCCGCCGCCCCCCUCCGCCCGGCCCCCGCGUACCGGCAGCUGGGGGGGCCGCGGGGGUCCCUGCUCCUGCACGACCCGGAGGGGAGGGCGGGACUCGCCCCCCCCGCCCGCGGCGCGGGGGCUGCACGGGGACGGACAGGACCGGCUGGUCCCGGGGCGGGGGGCGCGAUGCCGCCACGGUGUCCCCCGUCCCCGUGCGGUGGCACCGCGCUCCGGCAUGGAGCGGCCCCGGGGGCGGCCAGGGGCCAGGGGCUCCCCGGGGCCGGGUCCCGCAGGGCUGCGGGGUGGGCUCGCACCGGGGCGGUGCUGCGGUGA
This is a messenger RNA of Onychostruthus taczanowskii (white-rumped snowfinch), 1797 nucleotides long. Its product is annotated as basic proline-rich protein-like. The transcript has 3 exons. NCBI's taxonomy places the organism in Eukaryota, Metazoa, Chordata, Aves, Passeriformes, Passeridae. The record is from RefSeq and is a predicted model, not a curated record. The coding region runs from base 1 to 1797 and encodes 598 amino acids.